This is a messenger RNA of Pistacia vera, 2982 nucleotides long. RefSeq names its product glutamate receptor 2.7-like. Gene Ontology annotation, molecular function: ligand-gated monoatomic ion channel activity; signaling receptor activity. The transcript is spliced from 5 exons. Lineage: Eukaryota; Viridiplantae; Streptophyta; Magnoliopsida; Sapindales; Anacardiaceae. Gene Ontology annotation, cellular component: plasma membrane. The coding region runs from base 124 to 2982 and encodes 952 amino acids. The record is from RefSeq and is a predicted model, not a curated record.
AGUGUUGAUUUAAGGGUCGAAAUUGAAAUUCAUAAAACCAGGGGUGGAAACUGUGAUUCGCUAAACCUUGGGUGGGAACAGUCGUCUACUCUUAAUUAUAUACUCGUAAUUCGUAAACAUCAAAUGUUUGAGGAGCAUAACAAAAUGAACAGGAUUUUUGGCUCUAGUUUUGAAAAUCAACUACCUUUAUUGUCUCGUAUGUCUGUUAAUACAGUUUCAAAGCUUUGUUUAUUUUACCUUGUACUCUUCAACUUCCGUUUCUUCCUGACCUGCCAUGGAGUUGAAGCAGCCAACAGCGACACCGGAGUUACAAACGUCGGUGCAAUUAUCGAUGAGAAUUCCCAUAUUGGGAAACAAGAGAUAACAGCGAUGAAUAUUGCAGUUCAAAGCUUCAACAGUAAUUCAAGAAACCACAAGCUCUCCCUUCACAUCCGGGACCAUGGAAGAGACCCCUUCCAAGCUGCUACGGCCGCUGAGGAACUGAUUAAGGAAGAGAAGGUAAAAGCGAUUGUUGGCAUGGAGACAUGGGAGGAAGCAGCUGCAGUUGCUGAUAUAGGAAGCCGGGCUCAAGUCCCUGUUGUUUCAUUUGCAACACCUGCCAUAGCACCAUCUUCAAUGUCUCUUCGAUGGCCUUUCUUAAUAAGAAUGGCUAAUAAUGAUUCUGAACAAAUAAAAUGCAUUGUGGCUCUAUCUCAGUCCUAUAAUUGGAGAAAAGUUGUAGCCAUAUAUGAAGAUAAUACAUAUGGAGGUGAUUCUGGGAAAUUAGCGCUUUUAUCUGAGGGUCUUCAGAGCAUUAGUUCUGAGAUUGAGCACCGCUUGGUUCUUCCACCAAUUUCUACCAUAUCUGACCCGAAAGAAAUUGUUCGAGAAGAGCUUGAAAAGGUACACGACAUACAAUCUCGCGUUUUCAUCGUUCUUCAGUCAUCCUUACCUAUGACUAUUCACUUGUUUAGAGAAGCUAAUAAGAUGGGAUUUCUAAGGAGAGAUUCAGUAUGGAUAGUUACAGAUACUAUUGCCAAUUACCUAGACUCUCUUAACACCUCUGCCAUCUCCUCUAUGGAAGGCACUCUAGGAAUCAAGAAUUACUAUUCUGAAACGGGUAGUUCUUAUCAGGAGUUUUCUUCCCAGUUCCAGAGAAAUUUCAUGACUGAAUAUCCAGAAGAAGAUUUCUUUAAGCCAGGAAUUCUUGCACUAAGAGCGUAUGAUAGCAUAAGACUCAUAACACAGGAAAUAGACAGAUUGACUAGUAACAGUAGUAGUCCCAAUACGUUGGUAGGAAAUAUGUUAUCUAGUAAUUUCUCUGGUUUAAGUGGCAGAAUUCAUUUCCAAGAAGGUGAGCUAUUGAACACAAACAUACUUAGGAUUGUCAAUGUUGUUGGAAGAAGCUACAAGGAGCUACACUUUUUUUUGCCAACGCAUGGAUUCUCGAGGACACUCAACGUUAGUGAUAAAAAUAAUAGUGAAGUUGGUGAUCAAACAGAAGGUUUGGCUAAUGAUGUGAUUUGGCCUGGGUCGAGGAAGCAAGUCCCGAAAGGAUGGGCAAUGCCUACUCCUGAAAAACCGAUGAGAAUCGGAGUUCCAGUUAAAACCUUUUUUCAGAAGUUUGUGGUUGAAUCCUCUGAUAAUUCUAAUAAAAAUAUGAACUAUUCUGGUUUCUGCAUUGAUCUCUUCCUUAAGGUGCUGGAAAAGUUGGAAUAUGAUCUACCAUACGAAAUAGUGCCGCAUGACGGCAUCUAUGAUGAACUGAUUAUGGGUGUCUAUAGCAAGACUUAUGAUGCUGCGGUUGGCGACUUGACCAUACUGGAGGAAAGAACACAAUACGUGGAAUUCACUCAACCAUACACGGAAUCAGGGCUGUCAAUGAUAGUUCCAGCCAAGUCCAAAAAUUCAAUGUGGAUGUUCUUGAGGCCUUUCACCUUUGAAAUGUGGGUGGCUACCAUUGCCACCUUCAUCUACACCAUGUUUAUAGUCUGGAUCAUGGAGCAUCAGUCAAAUCCGGAUUUUAGAGGCCCCUGGAAGAAUCAAAUUAGCAAUACUCUUUGGUUCACUUUCUCUUCUGUCUUCUAUGCUCACAAAGAGAAAAUUUAUGGCAACUUGAGUCGAGUGGUGGUUAUACUGUGGCUGUUCGUUGUGUUUAUCUUGACCGCAAGCUACACAGCUAGUCUGUCUUCACUGCUCACCGUCCAACGACUUGAACCAACUGUUACAGAUACGGAGUUCCUAAAGAGGAACAACUUAACUGUUGGUUGUGUUAACGAUUCGUUUGUAAAGAGUUACCUGACCACUGUGUUUGACAUAACAAAUAUUAACGCCUUUGACAAUAUAGAAACCAAUUAUGUACAAGAACUUGAAAGCAAGAACAUAGCUGCCUUAUUUCUUGAAGUUCCAUACGAGAAAGUUUUCUUCAAAAAGUACUGCAAAGGGUACACAACCACAGAAACCUACAGAUUUGGAGGCUUCGGAUUUGCAUUUCAAAGAGGGUCUCCAAUAGCCCUUGAUUUUUCUAGAGCCAUUCUGGAGUUGUCAGAGCACGGGGAGAUAAAACCAAUUGAAGACGACUGGUUUGCUCCCUCACCCGACUGUUCAGCCAAUGAAAGUAAUAUUAAAACCGAAAACUUGACUCUUCACAGCUUCUGGGGUCUCUACCUUGUCUAUGGCAUCGUUUCUCUAAUUUGUUUUCUACUAUUCAUCAUCCGGUUAUGGAAUAACUAUCGUGCUUAUCAUCAAGAAAAAUACCAAGGCAAUAUGACUUCAAGUGACAACCGUUUCUUGAAUAUGGCGGUUAGUCUUGCAAGAUUCUUUGAUAAUGGAAAGCAAAGUGAAAGUACUCCAAGAAGAAGUUCAGUUCUUGAUGAAGCACAGGAUUCCAGGUGGGAAUAUGGAAGUCCUUCUGACAAUACUUCAGAGAAGCUUCAUGUCUCUAUACCUUUGUCUUCUAUUCACCCGCUCAACAAAACUUUGUCACAUAGAUAUACCUGUUAA